Anoplophora glabripennis (Asian longhorned beetle) is the source of this 396-nucleotide messenger RNA. Its product is annotated as cytochrome c oxidase subunit 6A1, mitochondrial-like. Gene Ontology annotation, cellular component: mitochondrial inner membrane. The transcript has a single exon. Gene Ontology annotation, biological process: mitochondrial electron transport, cytochrome c to oxygen. Lineage: Eukaryota; Metazoa; Arthropoda; Insecta; Coleoptera; Cerambycidae. The coding region runs from base 1 to 396 and encodes 131 amino acids. Gene Ontology annotation, molecular function: enzyme regulator activity. The record is from RefSeq and is a predicted model, not a curated record.
AUGUUCACUUUCCUCCAUAGCCUGGUCCCCAAAACCGUUCGAAAGACCUUCUACAGCGAAGCAUCCACCAAGCAAUGCCCUCCGCCCAAGGUAUCCACCCAUAAAGAAGGGGGUUACAAAAUCUACAAGUACAUGACUCUCUUCGUCGGCCUUCCUGCUAUUGCGGCGGUUGCAGCUUUCACUUUCAUCCAGAAGAAGAGCAGAGGUUGCCCAGAGAGGCCAGAUUUUGUCCCUUACGAGACGAUGAGGAGGAGGACUAAGAGGUUUCCUUGGGGUGACGGGAACAAGUCCUUAUUUCAUAAUCCAGAAAUAAACGCCAUUCCAGAUGGUUACGAAGAAGAUUUGGAGUGUGAAUGUGGUAGUAAAGAAGAUGAAUCGUCCAACUGCCGAGAGUAA